UUUCCAUUUAGAUUGUUUUCACUCCCCCCAGCUUGGCUGUCACCAAAUGCCCAGAGGAGGAGAUCUAUGAGUUGAGGUGGCUGGCUGCGGUCAGAUCAGUUUUUGGUUAGAUAUCAGAAACAAUGGGUGACUGGAGUUUCCUGGGACGACUAUUAGAAAAUGCACAAGAGCACUCCACGGUUAUUGGCAAGGUUUGGCUGACUGUACUCUUCAUUUUCCGGAUUUUGGUACUAGGAGCAGCGGCUGAAGAGGUCUGGGGGGAUGAGCAGUCUGACUUUACUUGUAACACCCAGCAACCAGGUUGUGAGAAUGUUUGCUAUGACAAGGCAUUUCCCAUUUCCCACAUUAGGUUCUGGGUGCUUCAGAUUAUAUUUGUGUCCACCCCCACCCUCAUCUACCUGGGCCAUGUUCUGCAUAUUGUGCGAAUGGAAGAAAAGAAAAAAGAGAAAGAGGAGGAGCUGAAGAAGUGCAUCAAAGGUAAUGAUGAGAAGGAACUUCUCCUAAGAAAAGGAGUUGAGAAGAAGGAAAAGCCUCCUAUCAGAGAUGAAAGAGGCAAAAUCAGGAUAGGUGGUGCCCUCCUUCGCACAUACGUCUUCAACAUCAUUUUCAAGACUCUGUUUGAGAUCGGUUUUAUUGUAGGACAGUAUUUCCUCUACGGUUUUGAGCUAAAGCCCCUUUACAGAUGCAACCGAUGGCCUUGCCCCAAUACUGUGGACUGUUUCAUUUCAAGGCCGACCGAAAAGACCAUUUUUAUCAUAUUUAUGCUUGUAGUGGCUUGCGUGUCUCUUUUGCUGAAUAUGUUAGAGAUAUAUCACUUGGGAUGGAAGAAGCUCAAGCAGGGCAUGACUAACAGAUACAUCCCUGACCCAGCUUGCAAUAAGGCAGAGCCUCCUAGUCCGCUCCCGCGAACUGCACCACCUAGCAUGUCUUUCCCGCCAUAUUACACGGAUGCAGCUGCUUCCCCUCCGGUCGUGCAACAUGCAUACGCCAGGUCUCCCCUCUCUGAUUUCAAGAUGGCAUCACUGGCAGAAGAACCUCUAGACCCAUCCUACUUUGGAGGUCAUCAUGAACACCACUCAUUAGCAACUGAGCAGAACUGGGCCAACCUGGCUGUGGAGCGGGAAAGGAAACUGGGGUCAAGUGGUGCAAGCGCAUGUAGUGGCAGCACUUCAGCCCCAAGUAGUGUGAGAAAUGAAGGGGGAGGGGAGGAGGUGGCAACUGGCUUGGCAGGGAGUGGGAGCAGCAUAAGGGCGGAAGUCGAGGAGAGACCAGCGACCACAACAGUGGAGAUGCAUCAACCGCCUGUCCUGAUAGAUACAAGAAGGCUCAGUAGGGCUAGCAAGUCCAGCAGUAGCAGAGCCAGGUCAGAUGACUUAGCUGUCUAGCUGUUUUGCAGGGCACAAAUAUAUAUAAAUCUGUGUGUCAGCGCAGAAUAUACCGG
Molecule: messenger RNA, 1441 nt
Organism: Spea bombifrons (plains spadefoot toad)
Lineage: Eukaryota; Metazoa; Chordata; Amphibia; Anura; Pelobatidae
Gene: GJA3
Product: gap junction protein alpha 3
Exons: 2
Coding region: 123-1385 (420 amino acids)
Biological process (GO): visual perception; cell communication
Cellular component (GO): gap junction; connexin complex
Molecular function (GO): gap junction channel activity
Source: RefSeq, a predicted model, not a curated record